AUGACAUCCAAUUCAACCCUCACAACCGAACCAAACGACCUAACUUCCCACCUCCUAACUUCCCACCAAAAACGCUACACAACGAUCUCCAUCCCCUCAACCUACGGCCACCUCCACGACAGCCCGGCAGCAGGAACAGUCGUAGGAAUCGUGCUGGGCAGCGUAGCAGGCUUCGUCCUGCUAAUGUACGUCCUCUUCCUAGCAGUGAACCCAGGCGGGAUCGCUCGAGGCGCAAGCAGCGGGCCCACACCAACAGUCUCGUCGUCAUUAUCAAUGGACGAAGAAGAGAUCGUCGAUGUACGAGCGAGCCGGCGGCCAUCUCGACGUCGGCACAGCGAUAAUACUAUCGAGGUUAUGGAGGAGCGGGAGACAUUCCGGGAUAGCUAUCGGCGCCGGCCUUCGUCGAGACAUGAUCGGAUUGUUGUUGAGGAAUCACUUGCUACUUCUACUUCUGGGGGUGGGGAUGUCGUUGAGGUUUUGGAGGAGGAGAGUAGUGUUCCUUCUGAUAUUUCGCCGCGGCCGGCAAGAAGGUCGAGGAGGGGAGUUAGUCAUGUUGAUCCUUUGGCUUAUGGGGGUGGAAGUCAGUAUAGUCGGAGGUCUUAG
Molecule: messenger RNA, 603 nt
Organism: Penicillium canescens
Lineage: Eukaryota; Fungi; Ascomycota; Eurotiomycetes; Eurotiales; Aspergillaceae
Exons: 1
Coding region: 1-603 (200 amino acids)
Source: RefSeq, a predicted model, not a curated record